Anolis sagrei ordinatus is the source of this 852-nucleotide messenger RNA. RefSeq names its product G0/G1 switch 2 (gene G0S2). Gene Ontology annotation, biological process: positive regulation of extrinsic apoptotic signaling pathway. Lineage: Eukaryota; Metazoa; Chordata; Lepidosauria; Squamata; Anolidae. The record is from RefSeq and is a predicted model, not a curated record. Gene Ontology annotation, cellular component: mitochondrion.
AAYAGGCCAAGGGUCUGCUUUGCUUUCCAACGCAGGGCGCUGCUGAGCCAAGCRGACUUCUUCCUUGGAGAAGCUUGGAAGGAAAACGCUCGCUCCAAAGCCCCCGAUUCAGGCAYGCAGGCGGACGGACUGUGGCUCUUUGGUCUUUACCAUUACGGCUUGCCCACUUCUCUCUCUAGCUGAGCCAUGGAGACGAUGCAAGAGCUGAUCCCCUUUGCCAAGGAGAUGAUGAGCCAGAAGCCCAAUGGGAAAAUGGUCAAGCUGUACAUGCUGGGGAGUGUCUUGACCUUCUUUGGGGUGGUUAUCGGCCUGGUGGAGACGGUCUGCAGCCCUUUCACCUCUGAAGGGAGGCCAGAAGAUGAGGGGGAAGAGGAGGAAGAGAAGAGACCUGCUUCCCCCUUGACAAAAGAGGACUUUGCUCCUCAGAAACCAGAGGAGGUGAUCUUAGAAAAAAGCAAGCAGGAGCUGGCAGUGAGGAAUUCAGUGACCAGGCAGCGUGCAUCCUAAGGAGACAUUGGGUCUGGAGAGAAUGAGAACAUGUUGGCCUGUGAUGUGCAGACGGGCUUCUCUUUUUUGUUCUGAUAUGGCAGAUAUACAAACAUCCAGAGAACUGUUUCUGUGCAACUGCCAACAUAAAGAGACUCCUUAUAAACUAUGCUGUUUUCUAUUUUGCUGCUGUGCAGCAGUUUUACUAUGCAGCUGUUUCAAUCUCACAUACCUGUUCUCUUGGUAUGACUGCGCAAAGCUGGUAGCAUCUUGUACCUACUUAUGUGAGGGGUUAUUUUUUUUAUUCUGACUAUACCACAAUUUUGCAAAUAUUUUACAUUUUAAAUAAAACUAUUUUAUACCUGA